This is a messenger RNA of Acanthoscelides obtectus, 267 nucleotides long. NCBI's taxonomy places the organism in Eukaryota, Metazoa, Arthropoda, Insecta, Coleoptera, Chrysomelidae. The record is from the annotation of a GenBank genome assembly.
AUGGAAGAGCGACUAGAGUAUGAAAGGGAAAAAUCUUCGUCUUCGCGGUCUUCACAUUCCACCUGUUUUAGUCCAGUUGAAAGGGCUUUACAAUCGCCGACAAAUGCAGAAGAAAUUCAACAAGAUGGCUACAGCAACAGCUCACUAAGGUGUUACAAUUCACCACAACAAUCAGUUUAUAAUGAUGUGGAAGAAAAUAGCGAAGUUCAAAAUACUGAUAUUUUGUCUGCAGCAAUUGGCGACUUGUUUGAAAAGGCAGAGUUCUAA